Anolis carolinensis (green anole) is the source of this 2649-nucleotide messenger RNA. Its product is annotated as vomeronasal type-2 receptor 26. The transcript is spliced from 4 exons. Lineage: Eukaryota; Metazoa; Chordata; Lepidosauria; Squamata; Anolidae. The record is from RefSeq and is a predicted model, not a curated record. Gene Ontology annotation, biological process: G protein-coupled receptor signaling pathway. The coding region runs from base 243 to 2297 and encodes 684 amino acids. Gene Ontology annotation, molecular function: G protein-coupled receptor activity. Gene Ontology annotation, cellular component: plasma membrane.
GACCAUGAUAGUCUCAUCUUUGCUCUAUUCAGUCAGAAAAUUAAAUCAUUUUCAAGCUCUCAGGCUUUUACAAAUUGACUGCACGGGGUGUUAAAGCUGCACAUGUGCACACACACAAUUGUUUCUGUGUUUCACGUAUCUGUAAACCUUUCAUAUUAUCCUUCCUUGGCUUUCAUCCCCAGCUCACCUAUAGCUCUGCUACAGAACGGAAUGACAAAAACGAGGCUGCCUUUUUCCACUGGAUGUUCCCAAAUGGAAAUAAGCAGUACUUGGGGCUGCUCCAGUUGUUGCUCCAUUUUAGCUGGAUAUGGAUUGGGGUGAUCUAUGAUGAAGUUGAGAGUCUAGAAAAGUUUGUGAUGGAGUUGCUUCCAUUGUUUUCUCAGAAUGGUAUUUGCACUGACAUCAUUGAGAAAAUACCAGUAAAAAGUUAUCAGAAUGGCAUCACUGAAAUGAUAAGUGACUGGACUGCCACAUUUCAGCGUGUCUUCAACAGUACAGCCAAUGUCAUGAUCUUUCAUGGUGAGGUUCAGAGCAUAUCUUAUUUAAGAAUUAUAUACCACUUUUUCAAAUUCGAAGGCAUAUCAAUUCAAGACAAAGGAAAAAUUUGGAUUAUGACAGGGGAGACAGAUUUCACAUCAUCUCUCUCUCAAAGAACGAUGGACAUCCAUUUCCUUCAUGGUGCUCUCUCCUUGACACUUCAUUCGAAGGAGGUGUUAGGAUUCAGACAGUUCCUGCAAACAAGAAACCAUAUAUCAGAAAAAGGGGAUGACUUUGUUAGGGUUUUCUGGGAAGAGGCAUUUAAUUGCUUGUUUCCCACCUCUAUCCUGGAUGAACUGGAUGAGAAUAUCUGCACUGGAAAGGAGAAACUGGUGACUCUUCCAAGCUCUGUUUUUGAAAUGAGCAUGACUAGCCACAGCUAUGCCAUUUAUAAUGCAGUUUACGCUCUGACAUAUGCUUUCCAUGCCAUGCAUUCAUCCCCGUCAAAGAGGAGAGCAGUGGUGACUGGAGGGAGAAGGAGUAUGUUAACUCCGCAGUCAUGGCAGAUCUCUCACUACCUGAGAAGUUGGUCAUUCAACAACAGUGCUGGAGAGUUUUCCUUUGACCAAAAUGGAGAAGCUGUUGGUGGAUAUGAUAUUGUCAAUUGGGUCACAUUCCCAAAUCUGUCUUUUCUUCGCAUUAAAGUUGGGCAUAUAGAUUUACAGGCUUCCACAGGCAUAUCGUUCACAAUUGAUGAAGAUAUCAUUGAAUGGCCCGGCAUAUUUAACAAGAUACGGCCAUUAUCACUAUGCAAUAGCCAUUGCUCCCCAGGAUAUAGAAGGGUAGAGGUAGAAGGGCAGCCAUACUGUUGCUAUGAUUGUCUUCGAUGUCCUGAAGGGGAGAUUUCCACCCAGACAGACAUGAACAGUUGCUUUCAGUGUCAAACAGGCUAUUAUCCAAACAAGAACCAUAACAUUUGCCUUCGAAAGGUUAUAACAUUCUUGUCUUAUGAGGAACCUUUGGGAAUUGGUUUGGCCACUUCUGCUGUUGCCCUCUCUUUCAUUACGGCUUUGGUGUUAGCAAUCUUUGUGAAGUACCGCAACACGCCCAUUGUGAAAGUGAACAAUCGGAUGCUCUCCUACACCCUUCUCAUCUCCCUCCUGCUCUCCUUCCUCUGCACUUUGCUAUUCAUUGGCCAACCUCGGAGGAUGACCUGUCUCCUCCGACAAACAGCUUUUGGAAUUGUCUUCUCGGUGGUUAUUUCUUGCUUGUUGGCCAAAACCACCACAGUUGUGAUGGCCUUUAUGGCCAAUAAGCCCGGAUCCACAAUGAAUAAAUGGAUGGGGAAAAGGCUGGCCACAUCCAUUGUCCUUUCAUGCUCCUUUACUCAAGCCAUGAUUUGUACACUGUGGUUGGCAACCUCACCACCCUUCCCAGACUCGGACACAGAAUCAGAUACUCAGAAUAGCAUAUUGCAAUGCAAUGAAGGGUCUGACUUCAUGUUUUAUUGUGUCCUGGGCUUUAUGGGCUUCCUGGCUAUUAUCAGCUUCACUGUGGCUUUCCUAGCACGGAAGUUACCUGACAGCUUCAAUGAGGCCAAGUUUAUCACCUUCAGCAUGUUGCUCUUUUGCAGUGUCUGGUUAACGUUUGUUCCAACCUACCUUUCCACCAAAGGCAAAUAUAUGGUGGCUGUAGAGAUCUUCUCCAUCUUGGCAUCCAGUGCUGGAUUGCUAGGUUUUAUCUUUUUCCCUAAAUGCUAUAUUGUCCUCUUUAGGCCUGAGCAGAACAAAAGGGAGCAGUUAAUGAAAAGAAAAGGUUAGAAAAUGCUUUCCGUCUUCCUUUUUGAUUGACAAUUGACAUCUGGAUGGAUAUAUGAGUAUAUUUCUGAUUUUGAUGAGGCUGCCUCACUGAUUUUUGGAUACAAAAAGGUUCAGACCUUAUCAUUUUAUGUGUCAUCGUAAAUGAGCUACUGUCUAAAAUACCAAAAUGCCUUGGAGAACUCUGCAGAAUGGAGAUAAACCAAGCCCUCGGAAGAUGGUAACAUGCUUUCAAGAUCUUUUUGCCCCUUUCAUGAAAAUAAUACAUGAAUAUAGUGAGAUAGAAUCAUAGAAUCAUAGAGAUGGAAGAGACCUCAUUGGCCAUCUGGUCCAACCCCCUGCCACGAAGCAGGAG